This is a messenger RNA of Aegilops tauschii subsp. strangulata, 2627 nucleotides long. Its product is annotated as ATP-dependent zinc metalloprotease FTSH 5, mitochondrial. The record is from RefSeq and is a predicted model, not a curated record. Gene Ontology annotation, cellular component: membrane; chloroplast. Gene Ontology annotation, molecular function: metalloendopeptidase activity; ATP-dependent peptidase activity; ATP binding. Gene Ontology annotation, biological process: protein import into chloroplast stroma; proteolysis. NCBI's taxonomy places the organism in Eukaryota, Viridiplantae, Streptophyta, Magnoliopsida, Poales, Poaceae.
CCCCCCCCCCCCCCCCCCCCCCCCCCCCACAUGGCCUGGCGGCUCGCCCUCUCCAAGGCUGGAAGGCGGUCGUCGAGUGUGAUCUACAAUGAGCUAACGAGUACAAGUGCUUUCAGGACACCUGCAAAUGGCACCGGUGGAGUUCUUAAGGCGCUGCAAGAGAGGUACCGAUCAAGCUACGUCGGUAGCUUCGCGCGUAGGCUACGGGACUUUGACACGCCAAGUGACGCCUCCCUUCUUAAAGAGAUCUACAGAAGUAACCCAGAAAGAGUCGUCCAGAUCUUCGAGAGCCAGCCUUCCUUACAUAACAACUCUUCGGCUCUCUCCCAGUAUGUGAAGGCUCUUGUCGCUCUCGACAGGCUGGAUGAAAGCCCGCUGCUUAAGACAUUGCAGAGAGGAAUUGUCAAUUCAGCAAGGGAGGAAGAAGGGCUUAGUGGCAUCCCAGCAUUUCAAAGUGUUGGCCGUACGACGAAAGAUGGGGCUCUUGGUACUGCUGGUGCACCAAUUCACAUGGUUGCAUCAGAGACUGGCCAAUUCAAGGAGCAGCUUUGGCGUACCUUCCGAAGCAUUGCACUCACUUUCCUAGUAAUCUCCGGCAUCGGGGCUCUGAUUGAAGAUAGAGGAAUUAGUAAAGGCCUUGGAUUGCAUGAAGAGGUUCAGCCAAGCUUGGAUUCGAGCACAAAAUUCAGUGAUGUCAAGGGGGUUGAUGAAGCUAAAGCUGAACUCGAGGAAAUAGUUCACUACCUACGAGAUCCCAAGCGUUUCACACGCCUUGGUGGCAAGCUUCCAAAAGGCGUUUUGCUUGUCGGCCCACCCGGGACAGGGAAAACCAUGUUGGCAAGGGCCAUCGCUGGGGAAGCUGGUGUUCCUUUCUUCUCCUGCAGUGGCAGUGAGUUUGAGGAGAUGUUUGUGGGUGUCGGGGCGAGAAGAGUGAGGGAUCUCUUCAGUGCAGCAAAGAAGAGAUCUCCUUGUAUAAUUUUCAUUGAUGAAAUUGAUGCAAUUGGUGGGAGCAGAAACCCAAAAGAUCAACAGUAUAUGAAGAUGACCUUGAACCAGUUACUUGUUGAGCUGGAUGGCUUUAAGCAGAAUGAUGGGAUCAUUGUAAUUGCAGCAACAAACUUCCCCCAGUCACUAGAUAAAGCCCUUGUUAGGCCUGGGCGUUUUGACCGUCAUAUCGUGGUCCCUAACCCAGAUGUUGAGGGCCGACGGCAGAUCCUGGAGACUCACAUGUCAAAGGUGUUAAAAGCAGACGAUGUGGAUCUGAUGACCAUUGCCAGGGGAACACCUGGAUUCUCAGGUGCAGACCUUGCAAACCUGGUGAACGUGGCUGCUCUCAAGGCUGCCAUGGAUGGAGCGAAAUCUGUUUCAAUGACCGACCUCGAGUUUGCCAAGGACAGGAUCAUGAUGGGCAGCGAGCGCAAAUCAGCAGUGAUAUCCGACGAAAGCAGGAAGAUGACUGCAUACCAUGAGGGAGGGCAUGCGCUGGUCGCGAUACACACGGCCGGUGCCCACCCUGUCCACAAGGCCACCAUUGUUCCCAGGGGAAUGGCUCUGGGCAUGGUCACGCAGCUGCCAGAGAAGGACCAGACCAGCGUGUCUAGGAAGCAGAUGCUGGCAAGGCUGGAUGUCUGCAUGGGAGGGCGGGUGGCCGAGGAGCUUAUAUUUGGGGAGAGCGAGGUAACGUCGGGCGCUUCGUCCGACCUGAGCCAAGCGACCCGGCUGGCCAAGGCCAUGGUGACCAAGUACGGCAUGAGCAAGCGCGUGGGCCUCGUGGCCUACAACUACGACGACGACGGCAAGACCAUGAGCACGCAGACGCGGGGCCUGGUGGAGCAGGAGGUGAAGGAGCUGCUGGAGACGGCCUACAACAACGCCAAGACGAUCCUCACGACCCACAACAAGGAGCUGCACGCGCUCGCCAACGCCCUCAUCGAGCGCGAGACCCUCACUGGCGCCCAGAUCAAGAACCUUCUGUCGCAGGUAAACAGCAGCAGUGACACCCAGCAGCCCCAGGCCGCCGAGGUUCCACAGCAAACACCUGCUGCCCCAGCCUCGCCCCAGUCUCCAGCAGCAGCGGCUGCGGCCGCUGCAGCAGCUGCAGCACAGCAAGCGGCGGCUCAAGCCAAAGGAGUCGCAGGCAUCGGGUCCUAGCCUCGCCGGGCAACCCCAUUAAUUAGCAUGCCGUUUUUUAUGGACAACAGGGCAAAUUCUUAGCUGCCGCUGAAGAGAGCAUCCGUACUCUAGUAAUUUAGCUAGUUGGGAGUACAAUUUAUAUGUGUUCCUGGCUGUUGGUAUGAUGCAGCCUGAAGAAGAAGAAGAUCCGUUCAUGGCAGGGGAUCCGCUGAUUCAUGUCAAUUAGAUUUUGUAAUCUCUGCAUCAAUUAGACCUCUUAUCAUUUGAUCGUUGCGGCGCAUCUCGUAUGUGUGUCGCAAUCUUGGAUAAGUUGUAACGUGUCGGUUAUACAACGGUUUAGACGUCCACCUUGUUCUUGCCGUGGCAACAUUUUUCGAUGUUAAAAGCUCACCAGGAAUGGCAUGGCAUUGUAGACCAUCGCCUGGUACUCUGUUGUUUCCUUUCUAUAUCUGCAUGGAAAUUGAUUCUUGAUGCAAUUGCAUCAGGUUCUUGCU